AUGACGCACUUCAUUACCUGGAACGAAUUCUUCCAGAUAUUGGUUUUGCUGGAUAUCACCAUACUUUCCCAUUUCGAUGUUCCACAUCGUAGCCUGAAAAUCCCUGAUUUCCUCAGUCUUUACAUUGUGGCUGUUCUUCGGUCAGACUUCUAUGAAAACAUGAAACCGUCUUCACAGCUUGAAUCCGGCAUUUUGUAUUUUGAAUGCACAUCAGUUGCUGUUUUCUUUAUUAUUCGAUUACAGAUGAAUAAUAUCAUUGAAGCUCGCAAGCGCUUAAGACAGAAGCAAAAAGAUCUAGUUGUAAGAAACAUGAAUGAUGAUGUAAAGUUUUUCGAGCAAGAAGAAGAACGGAUUCGUAUAGAUGAAUUGCGUAAUGAUGUUGAAGAGCAUCAUCGUCCGAGAGUGAAAGUUCUCAAUGAACAGUUCAUAAUUCUCAUACAAGACAUACUAAAAGUUUUAACAUCUUCACAGCAGCAACAUUUCGCCGAACUUGCGCUUCAACUUGAUUUUACUAAUUUCUAUCAGCCUCUUUGA
This is a messenger RNA of Thelazia callipaeda (thelaziosis nematode), 534 nucleotides long. Lineage: Eukaryota; Metazoa; Nematoda; Chromadorea; Rhabditida; Thelaziidae. The record is from the annotation of a GenBank genome assembly.